AUGCUCAUGCAACCUUUCCGAAGAUUAUGGACAGGAAUCGUGAUGGGUGAGUUGUUGGAUGUAUUACGUAAGAACGGGAAGGAGCUAAACCUGUAUUACGCUAGGGUAUUUGGCAUCUUCUGGAAGUGCGCAAGGGUUGGAGAACGGCUGAGUCCUUACGUCAGUUUAUGCUGUGUGGUGAUGGCUGUCGUAGCCAUCAUUGAAAACGGGAGGAUUGAGAGGGCAAAAGAUGUGAAAGCCCGUGGGCACGGGGAUUUCAAAGAGGGCGUCUGA
Messenger RNA from Letharia columbiana, 273 nucleotides. RefSeq lists its product as uncharacterized. The record is from RefSeq and is a predicted model, not a curated record. The coding region runs from base 1 to 273 and encodes 90 amino acids. Lineage: Eukaryota; Fungi; Ascomycota; Lecanoromycetes; Lecanorales; Parmeliaceae. The transcript is spliced from 3 exons.